Messenger RNA from Glarea lozoyensis ATCC 20868, 2895 nucleotides. Its product is annotated as HD-domain/PDEase-like protein. Gene Ontology annotation, molecular function: 3',5'-cyclic-nucleotide phosphodiesterase activity. Gene Ontology annotation, biological process: signal transduction. The record is from RefSeq and is a predicted model, not a curated record. The coding region runs from base 1 to 2895 and encodes 964 amino acids. The transcript has 4 exons. Lineage: Eukaryota; Fungi; Ascomycota; Leotiomycetes; Helotiales; Helotiaceae.
AUGGAGUAUGCUGCGUGCAAUGUGGUGUACGUGGAUCGCACAGCGGUGGAGGGAAGGCUGGUGAAGAGGGAUGAGAUCAUUUCGUCACAUCCAGCGAUAAAUAUACAAGACUCUGAUGUGGUGGAGUCUUCAAAUCAGGGGUCGACAAGUCCAGUGGACGGGAACGUAAAAACGCUACUUGGCAUGUUCAGUGAAGUGCAUGUAUGUACGACGGGAAGUUCCUGCGUAGCAAAGUUGUCCGAACUGAACCACUCAUCCAUGGUCGAUUUAAUACCGACCCUUGUGCUGAUAGACAUUCCUUAUGAAGACCAGUUGGCAACCAAGAGACCGUCAAGAGAAGUUCGGACGCCAUCACCAAGUUCGAAACAGCCAACAGACGGGAUCCUCGAGGACGCCGUAGAAACGGACGACGAAUCGUAUGGACUAGGUUUAUUACAGUGGAUAGUGUCGGAAAUUCAAUACCAAAGUCUCUCGAAACUCAUCGUCCCGGUGGCUCUCGUAACGAUACCAGAAACUACUAGCUCGCCGGGCCGCGGACGCACAGAUUCGAGAACUGGUGGAUAUCUUGAUUUCGACCCUUUUGCGACGCCGAAGAAACAAGCUACCUUGGUCACACCAUUAGAUCAAGUGCGAACCAUGAAGUAUCUUGAUCUCGGGGCGGUGGACGUUUUAACGAGUCCGUUAUUGCAGGAUAGAUUACCUAGUCUUGCCGUGCAUGCGUAUCGAGCACAUAAAGAUGCGUCCAAGGAUCAGAGGGCGUUAUUAGAAUUGAAGAGAGGGAGGAAACGAUCAUGGGUUGGAGUAGAUGACCAAAAGCCGUACGCUUAUCUACGCGAAGCUAUGGUAUCUGGAUUAAUGGAUGGGAUAUGCAAACUUGGAGGUGACGAUGAACCGUUUAGCUACAACAGAAUAGCCGUCGCGCUGGAUCGACGUGAGAAGAUUGCUUCUGCUAUUGGUUCCUGGUCCUUUUCCGCGCACGAUUUCACAGAUGACGAGCUUCUUCACGCAGCUCUACUAAUGCUACAACAUGCACUGGAAAUGCCGGAAUUGGAGAGGUGGCGGAUAUCGACAGAAUCUCUCACAGGUUUUUUGGUAGCCAGCCGCUCGGCGUACAAUGCCUUUGUUCCGUAUCACAAUUUCCGCCAUGUUAUUGAUGUCUUACAAGCUUGCUUUCACUUUCUCGUUCAGCUGGGUCGAUUACCAUCUUAUCCUCCCACGGCAAAUGAAACUCGAAAGGAACCUUCCCCAAUUGCCGCCUUGAUACGGCCUUUCGAUGCGCUGACUCUGUUGAUCACUGCUAUCGGACACGACGUAGGACAUCCAGGAGUCAACAAUGCGUUCCUGGUAACGUUGAAUGCUCCGCUGGCACAGCUUUACAACGAUCGAUCUGUCCUCGAGUCAUUUCAUUGCGCUGCGUAUUCGCAGAUUCUUCGACGUCAUUGGCCAGUGGUGUUUCAAAGUGUCGAAAUGCGGCAGUUGAUGAUUAGCUCCAUCCUGGCCACAGACAUGGGACUUCACUUUGAUUACAUGAAGAAGAUGGGAUGGAUGCAAGAGAAACUUCACGAAAAUGGCGGUACCGAUGGUUGGAAUGCGAGAUUACUAGAUGAACAACGUACACUUGCAUGCUCAUUGCUGAUCAAGUGUGCGGAUAUUAGCAAUGUGGCACGCAAGUAUGAUGUCGCAGCUCAGUGGACGAUGAUAUUAACAGACGAGUUCUCUCGACAAGCAACCAUGGAAAAGGAUCUGGGUAUCCCAUCUGCUUUAUUUGCCGCACCCGUCCGUGAAACCAUCGAGCUUGGAAAAUCGCAAAUUGGAUUCAUGAACAUGUUUGCAAUCCCCUUAUUUCAAGGAGUCACUGAUGUCAUGCCAGGAAUGGCAUUUUGUGUGGAAGAGUUGCAUUGCAAUCAAGAAGUGUGGUCCAAAAAGAUUGCAGAUGAGCAAGCAAGAUUACGAGCAGACAGUGGAGAUGCUCCAAUGAACGAUGGCAUGUUCUCCCCGCGUCACCUGAGCAUGGCAGCACCUUCUGAUACACAUCGUCAGAGGCAAAGUAGUGCUACACUAUUACCCUCCGAUGCGGAUUUCACAAGGGGUUUGUCCAGAAAUUUUACGCCAAGGCACGGAGCACUUUCCGAGUCGCCAGAGUCAGAGAUACCUCAUCAUCAGUCGGAUCCAGAUAUUACUCGGAGCGAUAGCCUUGGUGUAGAUACUGGCAUACAGGAUAGCACGUCUCAACCUUCUCAACUUCAGCUCAGCUUUGCCACUGCUAGUGCUCCUGGACUAUUGGACCAUCCCAGCCUAGAUGCGAAUGCACUGCCCAAUGGCCAUCAUGUUAACGGGCUGUCGGUGAUGCCCUCUUUAGUUACGGAUGCCGUUGUUGUCGAUCCACCUCUUCCUUGUCCUGAGAGGCGACAAGUAUCAGAGAAGCCGAGAUCACCCGAGAAGCAGGAGUCAUCUGAAAAGCAGCGGAGUAGUGAUGGUACGGAAGCAGGUAGUUCAGCUGCAGGCGAUUGGGCCAGUCAAGCCACGAGUGCUACAACAAGCAAGAUGCCUCUUUCACCUAGUACGCAAGGCACAAGCAUUACAAGUCAGGAAUCGGCUGAAAAGAAUACAUUGAGCCAGACACCCACGCAAAGUCCAUCGGGAUUCCGAGCAGGCGGUAGUUCCUCCGUCAGUAACGAAACGCAAACCACAGCAACCGAAGAAUCAAAAGGCGGAGCAAUGAUGGAAAAGGUCAAGAGUCUCCGAAAGAAGCCAAGCAGAUUCCGCAUGGAUAAACUCAUGAUCUGGCGACGCAGUAAAAGUGCUAGUCCACCGGUCCCGGAUAUCUCACGAACUCAUCGACGGACGGGCAGUAAUGAAGAAAGCGUCCCGAGAACAGCGCCGCCUGAGAUAUGA